UUUUUUUUUCCUUCCCCCCCUCCUUUCUCCACCGCCUCCUUUUCUUUGCUGGGAGUUGCUUACGUGUUAGGGAAGGUGGGGGCAGCGGUUUGCAGACGGGAAUUGGUUGGAGAAGCGGGAACUGAAGGUAUCUCCUGCAGGGAGCUAAAGGAAGAACAGAAGAAGGAAGCACCAUGUCUUCAGUCUCAGCUUAUUACAAUGGAAAGACUGUACUUAUCACAGGAGCUACAGGUUUCAUGGGCAAAGUGCUGGUGGAAAAGCUUUUGCGCUCCAGCCCUGACGUGAAAGCGGUUUAUAUACUUGUAAGACCAAAAGCUGGACAAUCAAUGCAAGAGAGAGUGGCCAACAUGUUGAAAUGCAAGGUCUUUGACAGGGUUCGAGAAGAUUGCCCUAAUUUCCAUGAGAAGAUUAAACCUAUUAAUGCUGAACUCACUCAGCCCAAGUUGGCCAUCAGUGCUGAAGAUGAGGAGGAGCUUCUGACCCGGGUCAAUAUUGUCUUCCACUGUGCAGCAACAGUACGCUUUGAUGAACCUCUAAAACAUGCCUUGCAACUGAAUGCAAUGGGCACACAGAGGCUUCUAGAACUGGCCCAGCAGAUGCAGAAGCUGGAAGCUUUCAUCCACAUCUCCACUGCCUAUGCAAACUGUGUGCGGAAAUGCAUAGAUGAAAUCAUCUACCCACCUCCAGCUGAACCCAAGAAGCUUUUUGAUUUAGUAGAGUGGUUGGAUGAAUCUAUAAUUCAAGACAUCACACCCAAGCUGCUUGGGGACUGGCCCAACACUUACACCUACACCAAAGCCUUGUCUGAAUACCUAAUUCAGCAGGAGAAAGGAAAUUUGAAUAUUGCCAUCAUCAGGCCAUCCAUCGUGGGAGCUAGUUGGCAUGAGCCUUUUCCUGGUUGGAUUGACAGCUUCAAUGGGACAAGUGGAAUAUUUGUUGCGGCAGGAAAGGGGAUCCUAAGGACCGUCAUUGCUAACAAUGAAGCGGUGGCUGAUAUGAUUCCAGUUGACGUUGUCAUCAACCUCACCCUUGCAGCUGGGUGGUACACUGCUGUGCACAGACCAAAAAACAUGUUGGUGUACAACUGUACAACAGGUGGAAUCAAUCCUUUCUUCUGGGGAGAAAUGGAGCAGUAUGUCAUGUCCACAUUCAAAAGAAACCCACUGGAACAGGCCUUCAGAACACCCAACGCUCACUUGACGUCCAACUACUUAAUAAACCAGUACUGGAUAACUGUUAGUCACAAGGCUCCUGCCAUACUCUAUGACUUGUACAUGAGGCUCACAGGAAGAAAGCCCAGAAUGAUGAAGAUUAUCAAUCGACUGCACAAGUCUAUGAUGCUCCUGCAGUAUUUCUCCACCCAGUCCUGGGAUUGGUCUUCAGAUAAUAUGAAUAUGUUAAUGGGUCAGCUUAACACAGAGGACAAAAAGUUAUACAACUUUGAUGUUCGUCAGCUGCAUUGGUCAGAAUACAUUGAAAGCUAUUGCCUAGGUGCUAAGAAGUAUUUGCUAAAUGAGGACAUGUCCGGCAUCCCUGCAGCAAAGCAGCACUUACGAAAACUGAGGAAUAUCCGGUACGCGUUUAACACCACUCUCCUCGUGAUCAUCUGGCGCAUUUUCAUCGCAAGGUCACAGAUGGCUCGAAACAUCUGGUACUUUGUGGUGAGCCUCUGCUACAAGUUCCUCUCCUACUUCAGGGCAUCCAGCACCCUCAGGCACUGAAGCUGUCCAUCAACAACCAGCCUCUUCCAGAAGGACCUCCAGUCCCCCCUAACCAGCAACAAUGGGCAUCAGAAUCUGAAAGUAGCAGAAAAAUCCACUCCCUCCAACUGCAACCUGCAUUUAUUGUGCACCAAUAUGUGUUCAUCUUUUUAGUUUUGACAACCAAUACAUGGUUAUAUACAUGGUGGUAUUAAUUUCAUAGGACCAGACUGAUUUUUAAAACCAUAAAGCUUUAGGAACAGAUGAAGAUGGAAUAUUUUAUUGAAAGUUCAUUGUGCAAGAGUAAAGAUUAACCAAAGUUGCAGUCUUCCCAUGUACUACCUGUUUUAGACUAUUUUAAUCCCAUCCUCCUCCAUAAAAGAGGCAGAUUAAAGCACACAACCUUGGAAGAAAAGAAUGCCAUCAAAGAAGAACCAGUCAAGGAAAUUAACCUUUAAGAGGUCUUCAUAAAGAGGCUAUUUAUUCCUUUAUUCUCAUUCAGAAAUUUUACAUUUUCCAUUUUUCAAAACCUAGAGGGAAAAAACAUCCUAGUUACACUAGGCCAGUGAACACACUGAACAGUUUUCAGAUCUUGUCUUAUAUUCCUACUGAGGACUGAUACUUUCAAGCCAUAACUGAAGACACAAAGAGAAUUUACAUACCUAUGCUAACUGUACUCACUCACAUGCUGCUUUCUUAUGGAGAGGCAUUUCUUCUCUCAUUGGUUAAGGUUGCAGUUAUCUUCCAUUAAACAGCCUUGUACUUGCAUUUAUCACUUUUGCUUGGAACAUUUCUUCAGCUUGAAAAAUGCUCUAUUUACUCUGAGGAUAUAGAGAAGAAUACCUAAAAGACUGAAGAAAAAAAAUAAAUCAAAAACUCAUUAUUAUUUUUGAGAAGUAGGUCUCUUUCUCCAUUCCAUUUGCUUCCCUGUAGCUCAAAAACAAACUGAUACUGUCCUUCAGGAUCUCACUAAAGCUAAAUCACUUUACUUCAGAUGGUGAAAAAUAUGUACAGACAUGUAUGGGGGGAAUCUUAUCAAUCAGGACAACUCUGCUACCACUUGUCAAGAGAGCCUGAAACUUAUUUCUGUUGAGGUUAAGAAAGGUUUCAGAGGUUGACUUCUGUGUAAAAAUUAUCAUGUGCUCUGAAAGUAAUGUUUUGUCCUACUCCACAGUUUAGAAAGGAAUUCAAGGAUCUUACUAAUGCUCAUGGCUACUGGAGAUAUUUGUUUCACCUAGUGAAGCAUGAAUUCCCCUGGAAAAGACUGGAGAAAGAGAGAAUUUUCUUCAAAGUAGCUGGUACAAUGACAGCCUUAGUGCAAAAACAGAUUUACUCAUGCUAUCAAAUUUUCAAAAUCAAAAGUAAUAGUGGAAUAUAUUUUGUUCAGAUUACACUGAAUAAGUAUGGUAAGAUUAUGAGACUUGAAAACAGCCAGUUUUUGAAAGAACUGCAGCAUCCAGUUUGCCUGGACUUGUGUCACAUUAGCUGUCUUAAUGCUGCAUCUCAUUAAAUGCCAUAAUGGCUCUUUUGAGAGUUGAGAAUAGCAUUUACAAAGCUGUCAUUCUUUAAAGGGUUUUGGUAGCAAAGGCAAGAGCAAGUUAUGAUGACUGUGUAUUUUUAUUUGAGCAUCCAAGCUGAUUCAGAAGUCUUUGUAAAGAUGCAAGGAAUUACAAGAUAAGAUAUGCUUGUAUGCCCUGUGGGUCUAAUUUUAAGCAGCUGCCAAAUGAUGACUGCAGCAUGCCCUAACCAGAAACCUGGUAUCCAAAAUGGCAAGACUCCGGCAUUUCCUAGAAAAGAUACAAUUUCCUUAAGCUCUUGACUUGAAAACAUACUUUCAAAAUGAAACUGUUAGUUGUCUGUUUUCCAAUGCCAGAAAGUUGGCGGUGCAUUCUGUGCGUUGUGCUAAUUUAAGAUAUCACUGUCUAGAAGACCAGGUUUACAAGCUGGGGUCCAGAUACUUUAUGCAUGCUCCUUCUGUAGCAGUUUAUAUGGUGAAGGUCAGCUGCAUUAUACUUGGCUAACUGGGACUACGGUUACCUUAGUAGAGCAAGGCAGGUCACUAUAGGGAUGCCACUAGAAAGUCUGCAUUCCCUCAAGUAAAUAAUCAGAUCAUCAGCCAGCUUCCAGUCUAAUUAUAUGAAAGGCUUAAAGCAGAACAAAACCGCAGACUAUUUGGAAACAAACUUCAUUUAAAAACAAAAAAUGAGGUAAGAAUUCUACCUCAUCUCCAAGAAGCCUUUUCUGUAAGUGCCUGACUUACACAUGAAGAGAAGCUUCAGCUGAGGGAAUCAUAGGUCUUAAGCUGCACACAAGAUAAGAACAAUACGGUGUCUCACAGAAAAGUCAAAUACUGCAGAUGUGCUAUACCUGCAACAGAUGGCUGAUGCAGACCAGACAUACUACUGUUGGGCUUUGAGUACGGUGUCCUGCCUUCCCUUCACCAAUGCUAGUUAUGCCACGCAUCCUUCAACUAUGCCUGUAGGCAUUCUUAGUAAUUUGCACAGGCUGUAUUGUUCCAACAAGUCUAAUAUGUAUGUGCUCAAUAUGAGUACAUUUGAACCUGAUUUCUGCAUGUAUAAAAGAACACUUCAGGCUUCACGCAGAACAUUGAUGGUAUCACAUUCUAAAGUGCUUCAGCAUUUUGCUGAAGGUAUCAGCUACUGCAAAGCUCCUGCUCAUCCUUGAAAGACAGCUGGAACGUUACAGAACUGCUGCAGUUGCGGAUGGCGUAUGCUAAUCUGGAGACCUUUCACAGCCUAUGCAAUGUUGGCAGAAGCUGGUUCCAGUGCUCUGGCCUUGCCUAUGGGGGAGAUCAAGCUGUUAGCUUGUCUUAACACAGACAUAACACAUAUGAAACUUGAACCUUCAUUUCCCUGUGGUCUGAGACAUUUUCAGGUGAUCAUCUGAACCACAACAUAAAAAGAAAAAAAAAGACAAUAGAAAAACCCAGUGGAGAACUGACACAUGGCAAUGGCAUUUGUCUGCCAUUUCUGAUAGUAAUCAUGGAAAGCUGCACCUAGUGAAAGAAUUUGUUCUCACCUCAAGUAGUGACUUACCUUGGACAUGUUUUACUUUGUGCUUCUCAGUGUACUUAUAUGCACUCUGAAGAAAUCCAAGUCUUGGAGACUAUAUAUAAAAUGCUGAGUGACAACUUCUUUUAUUAUUCCAAAUCUCUCUCCCUCUCACAUAUACUCACUCUUUUCUCAAAAGAAAAACAAGCUAGGGCUCUUGUUAAGUUAAAUCAGAGGUCCUGUGAAGACCUAUGAUUUGUGCACAAAUUAAUGUGAACAAUUCAGGAAUGGACACUAAUCAUGGCUGAAGGCUCAAAGUUUUACUACCUGAAUGACUGAGAAAGGUCUCACUCAGACUCCCCUCCACCCCCCGCAAUCGAGGUAGCAUGGCCAGUGCUAUAGGGAAAAACUAUGAGGGACAUUUCUACAGCCUGUGCUCAUAGCAGAAGGGUUGCUAGGUAUGGCACAUCCUGCUCAAUGAGGAAAGGGAGAUGCAAGAAAUCAGAGAAGCAUGAGCUGCCAAACCUAGAGGGCUCUGUCUCCCAGUGGGCAGGGGAAGAGCUCCAUCAGCAUUCUGUGAUCAGUUUCUUCUCAUAAGAUGGAUAAACUAAAAGGCUCCCUAACAACCUGUUCAGUUCUUUCCCCCAAAAGCCAACAGGCAGCAUAGAGAACAGUAUUAGCAGACAUCCUGCAUAGCCACAAAAGAAAAUACCUGCCACAGGACAGUAUAAUGAGAUAAUCAUCUGUAAUUCUUUGUACUCUAUGAACCUGCAGUGUAGCUACUCGCUCAUAGUGCUGGAGGCCUUCAGUGCUGCUACAGCAAUAGCAUGCAUGACUGCUGAACGCAGUGUACUCAUGUUCUGUUAAUUCUCUGUGUAAACACUAUUCUGUAGUCUGCAGAUGUAUGAAAAUAUCAUUUCAUUGUCCAAGAAGAACGAGUACAAGCUUGCCAUUAAGAAGUGUCUCUGCUUUUCAUUAAAUUGCUGUAACAACAACAAAAUCCCUAAAUGAAUCAGAGUUGAAACUGGUAUUUGACUGACAGCCAAGGCUGUUUGCCUCCAGCAUGUCCACUAUAAGAAAUAAAAUUUCUCUCCUCCAUCCUUCUCUACCCUGAUAACUUUGUUAAGAAAACUACAUUAUUUCUUCUUAGAAGACAUACUGACAUUCAACUUAAUGUUGGCACAUUACCCACCUCCUCAAUGGAUUUGUUAUUUUACACUUUCCAAGAAAACAUCAUUAUAGCUGUCUGUGUGCAUGUUUACAGCUUUCAGCACAAGUGUGUUCUCAUGCAACAUGCAGAGAGGGUAACAUAGAUGUGUUUAUACUGAAAUGACAGGCCUCACUUGUUUGAUAUACUCUAUUCUAAACCAGUUUAAGAUGAAGCAAGAAAACCUAUCUUUGUUUCAAAUGUAAAGAAAAUCUAACCUGUAGUACUAUUAAAUAAUCAAAUCAUGAUCAUGAAUGAGCAAUUGGGAAAAGGUGGGGGGGUUGGGGGGGGAAGCAUUCUUUUAUUUGUAAAUAUGCUACAGCUUCUUGGUUGAAAGCAUAUGGUGUUGCUCUUCCAGCACUGACAUUCAACUGCAGAAAGCAAAAGUGAAUUUUUAAAUUUUUAUUACAAUUAGAUCCUUUAUUCUACAACUGAGUAAAUAACAUACGGUAUAUUCGCCAUCAGUUAAAAGGAAGAAUAUUUCACUAUAUGGUGCUAAAUAUUAGUAUGAAGGUGGUACAGAUUUACUUGAGGCAAUUAAAAUAAUUGUAUUUGGGGAAUAAUUAAGUACUAUCCCACUUCUCUCUCUUGCUAAAAAUCCAACUGUGAAUUGUUUUGUUCAGAUUAACACAAAGCUGCUUAUGAAAAGUUUCUUGUUCUUAUAUAAUCUUGGCAGAUUUUACUUAGUAAAACCAAUAUUCUCCCGCUUUCCAAAGUUUCUAUGGUUCUAUCUGCUAUUUCUAUUCUCCGGUUAGCUAUGAGACAACUGUAAAUCUUAUACAUUGUACUUACAAAUUUCUAAUGUAAAGGCGUAAGCUUCUGAGCUCACAAAUCAGAUAAAAUGGGAAAUUCACAGAUUCUGAGAACUUCAGCCAUAAAAUUGUUAAUAUGAUAUUUAUGUUACUUUAAACAUUUAAUAAAACAGAAUAUUUUAAAACUA
Messenger RNA from Coturnix japonica (Japanese quail), 6858 nucleotides. RefSeq names its product fatty acyl-CoA reductase 2 (gene FAR2). NCBI's taxonomy places the organism in Eukaryota, Metazoa, Chordata, Aves, Galliformes, Phasianidae. Gene Ontology annotation, cellular component: peroxisome. Gene Ontology annotation, biological process: long-chain fatty-acyl-CoA metabolic process. Gene Ontology annotation, molecular function: alcohol-forming very long-chain fatty acyl-CoA reductase (NADP+) activity. The record is from RefSeq and is a predicted model, not a curated record.